AUGACCCGUGGAAGAAUGCAGGGCCCCUUGUUGUGGUUUAUCUGUGGAUCUCGUCGUUUGACUGUCCCUCCCUCCCUCUCUCGGCUCUGCAGUCUCUUGGUCAGGAGGUCACGGGCAGCUGGAUUCUCCACCAUAUGGCGCUGAUCACAGAGGACCAGGUCCAAAAGUUCCGAGAGGAUGGAUACGUUGUCUUGGAGGGGUUAUUCAGCCCCAAGGAGUGUGAUGCUAUGAAGCAGGAGAUGGAGAAUAUACUGCAGAAUAUGGAUGUUCCCCUUCACUGCCGUACGGAGUUCUCCACGGAGCAGGAGGAGCAGCUGCGGGCGCAGGGAAACGCUGAUUACUUCCUCACCAGCGGAGACAAGAUCCGAUUCUUCUUCGAGAAAGGAGUCUUUAAUGACAAAGGCGACUUUUUGGUGCCAAAGGAGAAGUCUGUGAAUAAAGUAGGACAUGCUUUACACGCUCACAAUCCGCUGUUCAGUAAGGUGACGCACUCUCCGCAGGUACAGGAGGUGGGCCGUAGCAUUGGGCUUGUAAAGCCAGUGAUUGUGCAGAGUAUGUACAUAUUCAAGCAACCUGGUAUUGGAGGAGAAGUGACCCCGCAUCAGGAUGCUACGUUCCUAAACACGGAGCCACUUGGGAGGAUCACAGGUUUCUGGAUUGCCGUGGAAGAUGCGACGGAACAGAACGGCUGCCUCUGGUUCAUUCCUGGCUCCCACAGAGAAGGGAUCUCUCGUCGAAUGGUCCGUGCCGCACCAGGUACUUUUCCUCGCACACAAUUUCUCGGUGAAGAAAAAAGCUACAGCGACAACCUCUUUGUGCCAGCUCCGGUUCCGAAAGGAGGGCUGGUCCUCAUCCAUGGAGAGGUUGUGCAUAAAAGCGAACUCAACACCUCCCAAACUUCUCGCCAUGCCUACUCUUUCCACAUAAUGGAUUCGGAAGGAACAAAAUGGAGCCCGGAAAACUGGUUGCAGCCUACACCUGAACUCCCGUUCCCAUCCCUGUACUCCAGAUGAAACCUCUUACUGAAAGCUGAGGGUUUGGAAACAUUGAAUAAGAUUAAUGAAAGAAGAGAUCGAAUCACAACACCGCAGAGAUUGUAAUGUUUUAUAAAUUAAACAGAGUUAACAGAUCACAUUUCUUAAAAACACAA
Messenger RNA from Spea bombifrons (plains spadefoot toad), 1150 nucleotides. RefSeq names its product phytanoyl-CoA dioxygenase domain containing 1 (gene PHYHD1). Lineage: Eukaryota; Metazoa; Chordata; Amphibia; Anura; Pelobatidae. Bases 135 to 1013 code for a protein of 292 amino acids. The transcript is spliced from 11 exons. The record is from RefSeq and is a predicted model, not a curated record.